This is a messenger RNA of Helicoverpa zea (corn earworm), 3406 nucleotides long. RefSeq names its product transcription factor E2F1 (gene E2f1). NCBI's taxonomy places the organism in Eukaryota, Metazoa, Arthropoda, Insecta, Lepidoptera, Noctuidae. Gene Ontology annotation, cellular component: RNA polymerase II transcription regulator complex. The coding region runs from base 327 to 1781 and encodes 484 amino acids. The transcript is spliced from 10 exons. Gene Ontology annotation, molecular function: DNA-binding transcription factor activity, RNA polymerase II-specific; protein dimerization activity; RNA polymerase II cis-regulatory region sequence-specific DNA binding. Gene Ontology annotation, biological process: regulation of transcription by RNA polymerase II. The record is from RefSeq and is a predicted model, not a curated record.
UGCAAGCCAGAUGUUCUGAAAAGCUUCCUGUCGCCGUUCUAAUGCUCCGCAUUUUUAUUUAUUAAGUUAUUGUAAAAUGUGGACUAGGACCUUUUUAUUAUUUUAUUUAAUGAGUGAAGUAAUCAGUGAAUAAAUAUCAUGUGUAUUGGAUAAACUGUGUGUAGUAACUUAAAAUUAUCGAGCGUCUCGAUGUCCACGAGUUCACUCGGGACCAACAAAGCGGCGGACAUUUUAUUUUGAGUACUCGAUAAUGUAGCGUUCGCGUCGAAAACAUUAAUGUCGUUUUAUGGUUAUAAAUUCGGAUAUCGUUCGCUUACACCUUUUCGAUGCCGAGAGGGGUGAAGCGAGGGCCGGCGGAGGGCGAGGCCGAGGUGGUGGUUCGCGCUACAUCCUCUCCUUCGCAUACCACGCUACUGGACGACAGCCCUAGCCAGCCCAUCAGCUAUCAUCUGCUCGACCAUGGCUACGGCGCCACGCCACAGCAUCAGAUCAGGCGCGAGGCGCCUACGGCACCGCCGAAGACGUCUGAAGCGGUGAAAAGAAGACUGAACCUGAGUGAGAGCAGUUCCGGCAGUCAGGGUCACGUAGUGCCCAUGAAAGCCGACUUCAAGACGCCCAAACAGAAACGCGUCAAAGUUCUCACGCCGUACAGUCGACCGUCCAGUUCUAUGAAAAAGUACACCGAACGUUCCAGGUUUGACACAUCAUUAGGUUUACUCACAAAAAAGUUCGUUGCGUUGCUGAAGUCUUCGCCCAAUGGCGUCCUAGACUUGAACAUAGCAGCUGAACACUUAUCGGUCCAAAAACGUCGUAUCUACGACAUCACAAACGUUCUAGAGGGUAUAGGAAUAUUAGAGAAGAGAUCCAAAAAUAAUAUACAAUGGAAAUAUGGCGCGGAGGCGGCGGGCGGCGGCGCGCGCGCGCGGCGGCUGCGGCGCGAGGUGCGCGCGCUGGCGGCGCGGCAGGCGCGCGUGAGCCGCGCCGUGGGCGUGGCGGAGCAGGCGCUGUCGGCGCUGUCGGCCGACCACGGCGCGCGCGCCUACAUCACCUACGCCGACCUGCGCUCCAUCCGCGACUUCCGCAACCAGACCGUCAUACCCAUCAAGGCGCCGCCCGACACGCGGCUCAGCGUACCCCACCCUGACGAGAAAGGCUACAUGAUACAUUUGAAGUCUAUGUCAGGUGAAAUCGAAGUCUACCUCUGUCCAAAAGAACGUCCUCCUUCGCCCGCAUCAACGUCGGGCGCGUUGCCGUCGGACCCGCUGCUAGAAGACAACAAGGCGUUGUUAGCGCCUCUCAUAGCGUUGCUGCAGUCCAAACCUUCUAGCUCUAUCGCCGCUGAUUUCACGACGCCAAUAAAGCGAGAGCCGGCGAGCUCUCGGCCGUCGUCGCCGCUGGUGCAGGCGCCCUGCGUCACCGACCCCACCAUGCCGCUGGCCGCCGCCGCCCACGCCGCGCGGGCCGCACUGGCGGAACACUCGCGCGCGGCGCUCGCCCCGGUGACGCCGCACGACGCGCCCACCACGCACCACGACGUGCUACACACGCCUGACAGCGGUAGCGCGCGAGGUCGACUGCGGAACGCUCUCAUAGCAGACAGCGACGACUUCGCCCCCAUCAUGGGCGGCGGCCGCUUCCAACUGCAGACGGAGGACCAGGAGUCAGAACCGCUGGAGUUGGAGCCGUUCCUGGCGCUGGAGCCGCCGAUGUCUGCGACGGACUACGGCUUCUGCCUCGACCACGACGAGGGGCUCUCCGAGCUGUUCGACUUCGAGUUCUAGUGCCGCGCGGCUCCAGCCUGCCGCGACAUCUCCAUCUCACUGCUAACCCGUCACCACAGUGCUACACUGACUAAUACUCCAGGUGUUGUUACUAUGCCGGUUCAUUCUCAACAACCUCGACAGUUUGAAGUGACAUUGAGAUGAUCGUGGUUUUAUUUACAGAACACUCUCAUAGUUUACUUAUUUAGUGUACAAGCAGGCAACUGUCGUGUUGAGCAUUUAAACCUAAUAUUUGUGCAGUAGCAGCCCCCAAGACCAACGGAAAGCAAGCUAGCGUCAAAUAAGCAAUACAUAAGGCCAUUUUCUAGUGUUUUUGAUAAAUGUUUUUAAAGUUUAUUUUCGUUAUGUCGCGAGUAUGAUAUUGAUGCCAUUUUAUUUACGGGUAUAACACUCAUCAUGUUGAAUUUGUUGUUAUGUAUCCGAACUUGCUUGCGCUUAGUUUAGGAAAUCACAUUUUACUUUUAAUCGCUUCAUAUUAAUAAAGGAAUGCGCCAGAGUUGGCAUUCGAGCGACUAUGUGAGAACGUGAACGUAUAGAGCUAAAUAAUAGUUGCGGAGAUACUCUGACGAUAUUUGGCCCAACUUCUUAAAUAUUUAGUGAGCCAGAUUCCCUGUAAAUAGCUAGUAAAAUAUGAGAGUGUUCUAUAAAUGCAAUAAGUGUGGCAAUGAACAUUAACAUCGCGCUCUUAAUUGUUAAAAUUGAUUUCGACGUAAAUUAUUUAGUUGGAUUGUUUUGUGACGUAGGUAUUUAACUAAUGCUCUGUUCUGUGGGACUGUAGGCGGCGCGGACUGGUAUGAUGCGAUAGUUUACAGCAGAUCUCUGAGGUUCCAGCUCACACCGAGAAUGUUGUUCUAUUUCACUCGCUACGAGAUCACGAAGGGGACAAUUUAUUCGUAACACGGCCGCGCAAAAUAACUAGAUGUAGGUAAGUUCUUUAUUAUUAAGGUAGAGUCGUAGGUAGUGUUAUGGAACAUUCUCAGUAGUAGCCGGGGUUAUAGACUACAGUUUACUUACAGUCGACAAACUACAACCUCGAACACUCCCAAUCUGAAAAACAUGGUGCUAAUUUCAUUUCUUCAUCGAAUAUCGUCAACUACAGUCCUACAUUAUUGGAAUAACUGAACGCUUAUAAUGAAAAUGUUCCUUGAAAGUGAUCUAAUUGAUUUAUUGUGGUAUUACUGAGUUGAGUACCGACGACCACUGGCGGGUCCUCGUCUGAGACGACACGUGGUCGAUAUCCGAGGCGGGCGCAUACUGCGGACACCAAGCCGUCACACUUUAUACAACUUUGUAAAUAUAACACAUGCCAAGAUUUUUAUGCGAUCUCCAUAGUUUGUUUUGACCCGUGAGUAGAGAGAAGACAGUACACCUGCAGUAUGCCCCGCCGGGCGCCGCGCCGUGUACAUAGCGCUCAAGGAGGCGCGGCGGCCUGUACUGUUACUGUACAUAUACACUAAUGAACGGUGAUAUCUUAGCGGCCUUCGAUUUUACUUGUAAAGCUAGCUCUUAGUGUUCCAUACGUCAUACGUUCACGUUAGGCCUGUCGUUUGCGUACUGCACAUUGUUCCGUUAUCGAUAUUACUGAUUUGCCAAAUAUUUAGUUAAUACCUGAGUUUGUCAUUUAA